UGACUCGCCGGAACGGAGGCUCAGAUUAGCGUUUCCUCACGGAUUUGUUAUUUAGUGUUCCAGUAUGGCGCUGCUCAGCGACACGAGAGUGUUAUGGAAGAAUAUCAGGUGUUUUACUGCACUCGUUCCCCGACGAUACAGGGUUAAAAAGAAAUGGGCAGCAACUCUCCCUAAAAUCUCCUCUUCAAAGCGAGCGCUACAGAAUUUUGAUGUAAAUUAUAGUACACAGUUUGGAGAGAGUUGGCCUAUAAUUCGAGCUAGCUUGCUCUCUGAGCAGAAGUAUGGAGCCCUCGUUAAUAAUUUUUCUUUGGGAACUACAGACCUACAAGGAGCUAGUGAUUUUAUAUAUGAAGGUGUUAUGAAGACCCUGGAUACAAACAAUAGGGAUAAUCAAGUAUCAAAUGUGCAUCCUACACAGGCAGCUGGAAUGUCUGAAAGUGUGAAUUCAGCAUCAGAAAUGGAAGCAGUUAUGUUAUCCUUUGGCAUAAGUCCCAACAUUAAGUGUUUUACAUUUCCUAAAGGUGACAUUUCUCGAUUUAAGCCUGCCAGGCAAGACAGUUUUGGGAUUCUUGAAUAUUAUUUAUUGGAUGCAGCUUCAGUUCUUCCAGUUUUGGCUCUUGACGUGAGGCCAGGAAAUGUCGUUCUUGAUCUAUGUGCAGCACCUGGUGGAAAGACUCUGGCUCUUCUUCAGACCCAGGCAUGCUGGAAGCUUGCAGUGAAUGAUUCUUCUGUGUCUCGCACCGAUCGGCUCAAAAGAGUGUUGCAAAGCUACUUACCUAGGGAACAUUACAUCAAGGAGAACAUUAGAAUCACCUCAUUUGAUGGUAGGAAGUGGGGUGAUCUGGAAAGCAGAACGUUUGAUAGGGUACUUGUGGAUGUUCCAUGCACAACAGACAGACAUUCACUACUAGAGGAUGAAAAUAAUAUUUUUGCAAAACACAGGGCUAAAGAACGGGAAAUGUUGCCAAUCUUGCAGAUGCAACUUCUGUUGGCAGGAAUCCAGGCAACAAAGCAAGGAGGGGAGGUUGUUUAUUCUACUUGUACUCUUUCACAAUUUCAGAACGAGUGUGUGGUGGAACAAGCAAUUCAGAUAGCAGAAGAGGAGCUUGGACGGAAAAUUCAGAUUGUAGAUUUAUCACUCAUUGCACAACUGUUUAGGAACACUUUUUAUUUUGCUCAAGAUGUCAAACUGGGGGAGCUUGUGGUUCCACAACUCAGUGCAAACUUUGGACCCAUGUAUUUUUGUAAAAUGCGCUGUUUGAAUUAAAUUUGUCAUUAUUUUUGAA
Molecule: messenger RNA, 1286 nt
Organism: Erpetoichthys calabaricus (reedfish)
Lineage: Eukaryota; Metazoa; Chordata; Cladistia; Polypteriformes; Polypteridae
Gene: nsun4
Product: NOP2/Sun RNA methyltransferase 4
Exons: 6
Coding region: 65-1267 (400 amino acids)
Biological process (GO): rRNA methylation
Cellular component (GO): mitochondrial large ribosomal subunit
Molecular function (GO): methyltransferase activity
Source: RefSeq, a predicted model, not a curated record